AAAACUAAACAAAAAGGAUUUAAAAUGGGUAUUUCUUAAUUUACCGACUUAUUUAAUCUGAUAUACUUUUAAUACAUUUUUUUUUUCAAUAAAACUGCCCAGAUGUUCCAAUAAUCUGCAAAAGCAAAAUCGAAGUAACAGAAGAUGCGUUUGCUAAUUUUAACAGUUCUGUACCUCCAAUGCGCCUCUGCGUUUUUCUGCUCGAGCCUGAAAGACGAAGAUUGGUGGAAAACGGCCACCUUCUACCAAAUCUUCACGAAAUCCUUUAAAGAUAGCAACGGCGACGGCAUAGGAGACAUCCAAGGCAUCCUGGACAAAUUGGACUACAUCAAAAAUUUAGGCGUAACUGGCGUGUGGUUAACGUCCUUUUUCCGUUCUCCCGAGAAGGAUAACGGCUACGAUGUAUCGAAUCACACGGAUAUUAAUCCUGCAUUGGGAGACCUGGACACAUUCCAGAAGUUUUUGAACGAAGCCCAUAAAAAGAGACUGAAAGUUAUCAUCGAUUUCAUACCAAACCACACCAGCGAUCAACACGACUGGUUCAAUAAAUCCAUGAAUAGAGAAGACGAGUACACGGAUUUUUACGUUUGGUUGAAAGAUGACAACACCACUGGUCCUCCUAAUAACUGGGUUAGCAAUUUCAACGGAUCCGCUUGGCAAUGGAAUGACCAAAGAAACCAAUACUAUUUGCACCAGUUCCUGCCCGAACAACCGGAUUUGAAUUACAGAAACAAUUACGUAAGAAACAUAAUGAAGGACAUUCUGACUUAUUGGCUGAAAACUCAGGGAGUCGACGGUGUUAGAAUAGGUUCUGUGCCUUAUCUCAUUGAAGAACAAGUUUUCAAAGAUGAACCUGUAUCCAAGCGCCAUCCGAACGCUACAGAAUCGGACUAUGAAUAUUUAAAUCAUGUAUUUACCGUUAACCAACCGGAAAGCUACGAUUUGGUAUAUGAAUGGCGAGCUCACGUGGAUAAAAUUUCUUCUAUCACUGGACAAACAAAGAUUUGUAUAUGUGAGGCGACUCAACCAACUGAUAAAAUUAUACCUUAUUAUGGGAGCCGCGCUGGAACGAAACAGGGCGCUCAUUUCGCUUUUAAUUUCAUACUGGAUCUAGAACUGAAAGCUACAUCCAAUGCGAAAGAUUUGGCGAAUUUGAUAGGCGAAUGGUUGAAUAAACUCCCUAAAAUAUACGUUUCCAACUGGGUGCUUGGUAGUCACGACUUUCAUCGCGUUGCCACGAGGUUGGGAAGAGAACGAGUCGAUUUGCUAAACAUGCUAACGGGAUUUCUACCGGGCAUUCAAAUUACGUACUAUGGCGAGGAAAUCGGAAUGGAGGAGGUCAAUGAAUGCGCCCAACUUCACCAGUCUAACGCCAGCGAUUGUUAUGUAUACAAGGGGGAUUCGAGGGAUCCCCAGAGAACGCCUAUGCAAUGGGAUAGCAGCCCUUUAGCUAAUUUCAGUGACGGUAAAACGACAUGGUUGCCUGUGAGUUACAAGAAAAACCAGUGCAAUGUUAAAGAUCAAGAGGAAGAUCCCAAGAGCCAUCUGAACGUUUACAGAAGCGUUCAGAAUUUGAGGACGCAACUGAGGACACAGGACCAAAUGGAAAUGAAAGUCUUGGACAAGCACAACAACAUUCUAGAGUUGACUAGAUAUAACAAAGGGGAGAGCCAAGGCUCGAGAAUCAACGUAUUUAUUAUGGUGUUGAAUUUUGGAGGCGAGCCGGUUACAGUGCCCCUAACGGCGGAUCCUCCCUUUAAAGUGAUGCUGCGGAGUGGAAAUUCGUUACGAAAAUGCGGGGAAAUGAUAAAAGCGAAAAUUUUGACGAUGCAACCCUAUGAAGCUUUAAUAUUGAAACCUAAAUAUACUUCGAAUUGAAAGUUAUUUAUAAGAAAUUUAUCGUAAUUUGAUUGUAGAAAAAGAGUGAUGAAUAAAUUAAACAGUUACCUUUACA
Phyllotreta striolata is the source of this 1954-nucleotide messenger RNA. The record is from the annotation of a GenBank genome assembly. Lineage: Eukaryota; Metazoa; Arthropoda; Insecta; Coleoptera; Chrysomelidae.